Protobothrops mucrosquamatus (brown spotted pit viper) is the source of this 948-nucleotide messenger RNA. RefSeq names its product leukotriene B4 receptor 1-like. Gene Ontology annotation, cellular component: membrane. The coding region runs from base 1 to 948 and encodes 315 amino acids. The transcript has a single exon. Gene Ontology annotation, biological process: G protein-coupled receptor signaling pathway. Gene Ontology annotation, molecular function: G protein-coupled receptor activity. The record is from RefSeq and is a predicted model, not a curated record. Lineage: Eukaryota; Metazoa; Chordata; Lepidosauria; Squamata; Viperidae.
AUGAGCCUCCUUCAAGGGACACCAGCCAACCAGACUACGGAAGCUCUGGAGGCCAAAGUGAUUCCCACCGUGUUCCUCACUGUGUGCUUCCUGAUUGGGGUUCCUGGCAAUGUUCUUGUGAUCUGGACCGUCCUUUCCAAAUUCCCCCAGCGCUCCUUCACCAUUGCCCUCAUCCUGAACUUAGCUGUGGCUGACUUAAUGGUAAUGCUGACUGUGCCUUUCUGGACUUACUAUUUCAUCAAAGGUUGGGUUUUUGGGGACUCGAUGUGCCGGUUCCUCAUGUACCUUGUGUAUGUGACAGUCCACACCAGCAUCUUCUCCAUCACGUUAAUCAGCCUCCACCGCUUCGCGGCCGUGGUCCUUCCACUUGCUUCCCAAAGAUGGCGGAAGCCGAGGGAGGUGCAUGUGACCAUGCUAGCCGUUUGGUUGCUAGCAGGGGUUCUCUCCUGCCCGUCCUUGGUAUUCUCAUCCAGAGAGAUGCCUAAAGGAAAAUGCUCGGAUGAAUUUUAUGACACUGAGAACCAGCGCCUUGCGGUGAACAUAGCGGAGACACUGUUUGGCUUUGUGAUCCCUUUUGCCGUGCUGGCAGUCUGCUACACUUACGUGGCGAGGAAGAUUCGGACCCUGAAAAACCACAAGGAAAUGAAAACCGGGAAGCUGAUCGCUGCAGUAGUCGGAGCCUUCUUUGUUUGCUGGCUUCCUUAUCACAUCUUAAACCUCAUCACCAUCUCUGCGUUGCUGUUGAGGCAUGCCAAGCCCAAGGUCAGCCAGGACUUACUUGAGUCCAUUCAAAUGUUAACCAACAUUCAUGGGGCGGUGGCCUUUGUAAGCAGCUGCCUCAACCCUAUCCUCUAUGCCUUUGCAGCACGGAGUUUCCGCGGCGGGCUACGCGAGACUAAUUUUGCAAAACUAUUUGAAAAACUGCGCAACGACACCGAGGAAAAAUGA